AUGGAUUACCUCAUCACCAAAGCCGAGGCGGAAUUUCAGUCUAUCAGAUCGACGCAGUCAAGGUCACUUACGGAGGCUGCUGCCGAGUAUCGCCGAAGAUAUCGUAUACCGCCUCCGCCGAAUUUCGACAAGUGGUACGAAUUCGCUAAAAACAAGGAUGUCCAGCUCAUCGACGAAUACGACAAUAUCCACGAGUUUCUGUUACCAUUCUGGUCACUGGAUCCGUCUACAAUAAGGGCCAGAGCUCGAGAAGCGCUUGGUUUUGACAAUUCUUUGAUCGCUUUGCUCAUUCGGGGCGGUCAAGCUAUCAAGAUUGAGGGGGGGCCAGAAUGGCAGCAACAAGCGACGCUUGGAAUGAUUCAAGAUUUUGUCCAAUAUCUACCGGAUAUGGACCUUGCAUUCAACAUACAUGAUGAACCUCGUGUGGUUGUCCCGCACGAAGAUCUCAAUAGAAUGGUCGCUUUCGCCAAGGACAAGGUCUUGCCAAUGGCGUUUGCCAACGAAGCCCCGAGGAAUUCCUUCUCACCACGGCCAAGAGACAUGAACAACGGGAAGCGGAUCGAAGAGGUCAAGAUAACUAGAUUCAACAAAUUUGCUCAUCAGCCUACGUGGACACAUUCGAGGCUUUCGUGUCCUCCGGAGAGCCCCGCAAGGGCGUUGGGCGAACAUCCCGUGGACAAUGCUACUUCCUAUGCUCUUGGCGAGUUGGGAUUCGUAUUCAACCAAACCGCUUUCUGCGACAUAUGCACAUCACCUUCGUUCCGAGAAAUGUAUGGCUUCUUCGAUCGUCCGAAUGCGUUUAAUGUGAUACACGACCUAUUUCCGAUAUUCUCCCAGAGCAAAAUCAGCAGCUUCCAGGAUAUCCUUUACCCAAGCCCCUGGUACUGGUUUGGGAAGGUUGCCUAUGAAGAGGACAAAGACUUUGAUUGGAAUGAGAAGAAGAAUCAACUCUACUGGAGAGGCUCGACCACAGGUGGCUUCAGUCGCGACGGCGGUUGGCGUCGACAACACCGUCAACACUUGGUUAAGCGCAUCAACGCCAUCGACGAGGCUAAAUCAAUUGAAAAUGUAGGCGGGAAAUCCUUUCCAGAUUGGCGUGUAAAGGAAAUAAAAAGGGAAGACUACAAGGAUCUUUUCAAUGUGAAAUUUUCUCACGUUGGGCAAUGUGAUCCAGGAGACUGCGACGCCCAGAAAGAAUUCUUCGAAUUAGUCCCACCUGAAGGACAGCAGGAGGCCUGGGCUUCGAAAUAUCUCCUCGAUAUUGAUGGCAAUGCCUUCAGUGGCCGUUUCUAUGCCUUCUUGAUGAGCAGAAGUCUCGUUUAUAAGCUAGCUGUCUUCAAAGAAUGGCACGAGCAAUGGAUCAAACCUUGGGUACACUACAUUCCCUUAGGCUUGAUUGGCGACGAGUGGCUCGAAAGCGUUCGCUACUUUGCUCAAGAGCCAUCGGGACAAACCCAAGCAGAAAGGCUAGCCAUGCAGGGAAGGGACUGGGCGAGCAAAACCUUACGGAACGAAGACUUAGAGGCCUGGUUUUUUAGAUUACUUCUAGAAUACGGGAGACUAAUCGACGACGAUCGGCACCUUGUCGGAUACUCUACACCUUAA
Xylona heveae TC161 is the source of this 1605-nucleotide messenger RNA. Its product is annotated as glycosyltransferase family 90 protein. The transcript has 2 exons. Lineage: Eukaryota; Fungi; Ascomycota; Xylonomycetes; Xylonales; Xylonaceae. The record is from RefSeq and is a predicted model, not a curated record. Bases 1 to 1605 code for a protein of 534 amino acids.